CUUCAAAAAGCAAAACGAAAAAAAAACAAAAAAACAACCAAACAAUCCAAAACAAUCCCAUGUUUAUUAUUACAAAAAAAGCAAAGCAUCUUCGUCGCUCUCAACCUCUUCAAACAGACAAAGACAUCAACAAAAACAUCAUUUGAAAGCAAUAAACAAAUGCAGAGAGGAAAGUUCACAAUCAUCAAGUUCAAAAAAACAACAGAGAAACCCAUAAACCCUACAACCUCCGUCAACCAUGGCUGAAUCUGAAGAGUACCCAAAAGAGUACUACAACGACCAAGACAGCGGGAGAGCAAACUCCAUGCCAUCAUCAUCAAUCUCAACGACCAGCGUCCAUGUCACCGCUCUGGACGGUCUGGUCAACGUCAACUCGCUCUUCACCAUCGCCGUCUUCGUGGGUCUGUCCCUGACGACGCCGGGACAGCGCAGCCUCGAGAACAAGACGGCGUGCGACGCCGGCGUUGACGUGGCGAGGAAGCUCCUCGUGUUCGAGGUCGUCUCCUUCAGCUUCUUCCUCUUCUCGUCUCUGGUAGCUCAGGGUUUGAAGCUCGCCAUUAACCUUCUCAACAGCAAAGAUGUUGACGAAGCGUUCCGGGCCCACAUCAACCUGAAAGCUCUGAGAUUUGGGAUGAUGGGGUCGGCGAUUGGAUCAGUGAUGGGUUGUAUCUUUUUGGUGCUUUCGAUGGUGAAUGUGAUCCAGAUCAGGCUCGGAAUGCUGUCUUGUGGAAGCAAAUCGACGGUCCAUGCUGUCACUUGCUUGGUAGUUUUGGUUUCCUCUGCCCUCUUGGUUUAUAUUUCUACUGCUGUUUAUGCUUUCCUUCACUAAGCUUCAAUCAAUCUUUGUAUGGUUGUAUCUGUCCCAUGUUGCUUCAUAAAGUUUAUAUCUUUUUCUUUUUGUGGGGCUGAUUGUUUCUGUGAAAGUGUAGCUCAUUUGGGUUCUUAGGUACCAUGUUGAUCAGGCAGAAAAAAAAUGCUUAAUUUUUCUUAUACUUUCUUAGCCUACAAAAAUGCUUAAUUUUUGGGGUUGUUUUUGCUUCUUAAAAGUUCAAUUUUUGAGGGACUACCAUUUUUUGUCAGUUUUGAAGUGUAGCUGAUCAUUUGUAAUUUGAGUGUUUGGCUUAGUUUAUUUGGACCAGUUUGCUUUGCUGAAGAGGAUUUUCUUAGGAAAAUCUGCUGAAUUGAAGAAGGGGCUGUACUCCAAAUUGCUGGGUAUUAUGAGUAAUAUAUGUGUGGAAGAGGUGGUCUGAACCUAUGGAGUAAUUAAUGUUUGAUGCUGUAUACUCUGGUUAUGUUCCCUCUCAGUCUUUCCCAUCCGGAAUAUUGGGUUUUAUCUGCAUAUAUGUUCUGCAUACAUGGCUUUGAAUCCACAUGCUUUUCAGAUC
Molecule: messenger RNA, 1385 nt
Organism: Ziziphus jujuba (common jujube)
Lineage: Eukaryota; Viridiplantae; Streptophyta; Magnoliopsida; Rosales; Rhamnaceae
Exons: 2
Coding region: 239-829 (196 amino acids)
Source: RefSeq, a predicted model, not a curated record